AUGAAGGCUGUUUCUCUCCGGGUCCUGUUUGUGCUGAAGAUCUUGUGCCUGGCGACCCUGGCUGGAGGGCAACCCAAAGCACCUCUGAAGUGUUCAACAGAGUGCAGCCGUUUUACAUCUGGGAUAGCGGCGAAGCGGAUAAAGAGCUACCGCAUGACCGAACCCCGCUGCACUAAACAAGCUGUCAUAUUUAUUACUCUGAAGUCCCUGGAGAUUUGUGCAGAUCCAGAGGCAGAGUGGGUGAAGAAGAUCAUACAGAAACUGGACCAGAAAAAUGCCAUAGCCUCCCCACUUCCAUGUGAUGCCACCUCAGCAGUGGCACCAGAAGAGGUCGGUGUUUUUCAGAAACAUGUUGGUCUUACAAUAACAGUUCCAUCUCAAGCGACUGCUCCAACUAGUUUCUUCCAGGGGACUGGCACAACAGUUCUGGAGAGAAUACGUGUUCCUGCUGCCAGGACAGAGGCAUCCAGCAAGCCUCCACCAGCCAUGCAGGACACCACCCAGGUCCCUGCAGGAUCAUCCCCUGUGAUACAGGAAGUUGCUGCCCGCUCAGAAGUCACUCCAGAAGCAAACAGAGAUUCCUUAAAAUCUCCUGCACCUUCAACAACUUUUGCAGCAGGCAUGGUCUCCAGCCAGUCCACCCCAUAUCCCACGGCUCUUGUGCAUAGCUUUGACAAUGCUGUGGGAUCUACAGAAGAACCUGUAGGACGUACCGCAAAUGCUACGGCUCAUAUUGGAGACACCGCUUCUCCUAGCUCAAAUUCAGACCCCAUGGACAUUACUAAAGGAUCAGACCAUCCUGUACUUUCUACAAAUGAAUCCCUGGACCCUACAAGUGCAAGAGACAAUGCACCAGAUGCUGCUUCUAGCAGUUCUAGUUCAGAUCUCCCCUCCCUCCUGGGCAGCAUGGAGAUCACCACAAUCCCAGCCACACCAGUUCCACCAGAGGCUACCCCAAUUUCUACUCUAAACUCCACAACUGCCACAGACAAAGGUACUUCUGUCUAUACCAAUAAGGUUGCCAAUUCUUCUGCAGGUGCUUUUGGUACUAGAAUAUUUGAUUCUUCAUUGCCUGUAGCAAAGCAAGAGCCUUCAGAUACAAUAGUUUUUACUAGUCAAGCAUUCUCAGGCCAAGUCAGAGUGCAGAUAACUACAGAAAGACCAAACAAUCUGCUUCUUCACAGCUUCUUAUCAAGAUCUCAGAUGCAUUUUAUCAUCCCAGUUUCUGUGGUAGGUGGUCUGAUGGUUUGCAGUGUUGCCAUUGUGUGGCUAUAUCUAAAAUUUGGAGUCAAAACGGAAGAAACGUCAAGAGAAAUGGUACAGGGGUUGCUCUACCAGAAUGGAGGACAUGAAAACAGUGUCUAUCCAAUGGAAGUAAUCUGA
Haliaeetus leucocephalus (bald eagle) is the source of this 1383-nucleotide messenger RNA. It is a transcript of the gene CX3CL1, whose product is annotated as chemokine (C-X3-C motif) ligand 1. The transcript has 3 exons. Gene Ontology annotation, molecular function: chemokine activity; CCR chemokine receptor binding. Bases 1 to 1383 code for a protein of 460 amino acids. Gene Ontology annotation, biological process: cellular response to interleukin-1; monocyte chemotaxis; positive regulation of GTPase activity. The record is from RefSeq and is a predicted model, not a curated record. NCBI's taxonomy places the organism in Eukaryota, Metazoa, Chordata, Aves, Accipitriformes, Accipitridae. Gene Ontology annotation, cellular component: extracellular region.